AUGGUCAGGAAAGAUAUAGCGCAAUUGGCCAACUGGCAGGGGCCGGCGUCCAUGGAAGCUGUUUCUCUUGCACGAUCCAUUGAGGCUACGAUGGAUCUUCUGUUCCGCGACUCAGAGCAGGUUGACUACACCUGGUCUCUCGCGAGCCAGAGAGGAGAACCCGGGGAAAAUCUCGAAGAACAGCUCAUCUAUUUUCGUUUGAACCGAAUAGAAGGGAAGUGGAAUGCUCAUGCAGAUGAGCUUGAAGCAGCCUUGUCUAUGUGGCUUUACUCCAUUGAUGACAUUGAGAAGAACGAAGAGACAAACCACCAGGACACAGUGGGAGACAACAAAGACGACAAGUGGCUGCGCGUCAAAGGAUCGCCUUCGAGACCUGGUUUGCGCCUUCUAGGCUCAUAUACGGAGAGUUUGCAUCGAGAUCUCUCGUGGUGGAUGCCCAGCGAGACAACCAGAAUUAUAAGGUUGUCCAGGUUGACAAAUCUCCCAGAAGAUGGUGUUACAAAUGAUGAAUUGUGCAAGGAAAACCACAGAGUCGUUGGAUCUGGUGGGUCUGAGAUAGGCCGUCGGCGAUAUGGAACAGCAGAACUGUCCGAGUUCACGAUCGAAAUAAAGCACCCUGAAGAAUAUGAGCGUAAAAGCUACGAAAGCGGAAGCGGAAGCAAAAGCGAGGAGGGAGUACCGGAGACUCCCCCAACGACAGAGGGUGAUGGCUCCAACCAUGACUUCUUGGCCGCUGAGUUCCUCGGUCCCUUGAAGUUACUGUAUGCACAGGACAUGUUCUCGAGCUUUUUCAGGACUGCAGCAAUGUCACUUAAAAAGCCGCUUGAAGGUCCUGUGGAUACACGAAAAAAACAUGAAGCGACGGCCCAUACAAGCUGGAAGUCUUUCGUCCUCCACAAUAGCCAGCUCUCGCAGCUGGCCAGAGACAUUGAAAGCACCGGACUCGGUAGCCUCAGUGACGCUUACCUUAGCAUGAUACCCGCGCUUAGCUUUGAAAAAAAGCUUCCCGGGGCUUCUAUCAUCAUCGACUUAGCAAGGGAGAAGGCCAGAAUUCACGAGAGGCUGCAGGACUGGCAGCAGGCAGCAGAGAUAUACUUGUGGCUGUUCCGUGUCGCCAGGACAUUCCCGCUCGAGAACGAAUUAUCCACUCUAGCAACAGUCAUAGUUGUGGACUUCUUGAGGCAAGUCAGUUUGGCCCUGGAUUUGGCCCUACAACAAAUACAGACACACAACGAUGAUCCACCUCACGGGUUCUGGAAGGUCAAAUAUUGGGAGCAAAGACUUCAGCUUGAGCUUCUCUCCAACCUCGAUGUGGGAGUUGAGCCGACUGUGGCCGCCCUUCUCCAAAUGUAUGAGAAUCAGAGGCGCCCGUGGAAGCUGAACCUCCUGAAGGACCCUGUAUCUUGCAAUGAAAGCGAGAGCGGUUGCAACGAAACUAGUGAUAGUGGGAGUGAGGACGGUUCCAGCAACAUCAGCAACAGCUGUCAGGAAAAGUUGAAUUACACAGACUUGCACGAAGCAGCCCGGACCCAAAGCGAAAAACGCCUUAUAAAAGCAAUGCGUCUUGCGAAAGAUAUCAACGCAAAAGAUGUUCUCGGUUGGACCCCUCUGCAUUACGGGGUACGUCGACACGAUAUCGUUACGACCUUGAUGAGAUCGCCUCGGAUAGAUAUCAACGCCCGAGACUUGGUUGAAUGGACACCAUUGCACUAUGCCUGCAAAACUCAAGAAAAGCCCGACGACAAGAUUGAUUAUGAGGCUGCAAGACUUCACGGCACUGUCGGGAGCAUGCCCUACAACACUAUAUUGAGGCUAUUAGAAGGAGGAGCAGACAUCAACGCGCAAGGCAGAGAUGGAGUCGCACCGAUACACUGUGCCGCAAUCACAGGUUUUGUGGAAGGAGUCAAGUUGUUGACAGAGGCGGGCGCAGACAUCAACGUCCUUGACGGCUCAGGGAAAACAGCCCUUCACUGGGCCGUAUUCCACGGGAGACAAGCCACGGUUGAAUAUCUGUGGAAAAUUGCGAACAGAACAUUGCGAGAUAGAAAAGGGAGAACGGCUUUGCACCUAGCCGUAAUUUCGGGAAACUGGGAGAUAGCAACAUGGCUUGUCAACAAUGAUGCUGACGUUAUGGCCAGGGACCGGCUCAUGAGGAUACCUUUGCAUCAAGCUGCUUGGGAUGGGAAACUCGAUCUCAUACAAUUGAUGUACAAGAAGAGUCCCGCUGCUGUUAACACGCCAGACGGAAAAGGUUGUACACCACUGCGUUGCGCGGUCCGCAAUGGGCAAGAAGUAGUCGUUCGAUGGCUCCUCGAACAGACUGAGGCCGAAAUAAACCCCACGUCAACGUGA
This is a messenger RNA of Colletotrichum costaricense, 2352 nucleotides long. RefSeq lists its product as uncharacterized. The transcript has a single exon. The record is from RefSeq and is a predicted model, not a curated record. Gene Ontology annotation, molecular function: protein binding. NCBI's taxonomy places the organism in Eukaryota, Fungi, Ascomycota, Sordariomycetes, Glomerellales, Glomerellaceae. The coding region runs from base 1 to 2352 and encodes 783 amino acids.